CGGGGUCUUCCGGCUGAGCCGCGCCCCGGGCCGCCAUGGAGAUCAGCCACUCGGUGAAAGAGCGCACCAUCGCGGAGAACAGCCUGGUGCUGCUGCUGCAGGGCCUGCACAGCCGCGUCACCACCGUGGAGCUGCGCGACGAGAGCGUGGCCGUGGGCCGCAUCGUCAACGUAGACGCCUUCAUGAACGUCCGCCUGGGCGAGGCCACCUUCACCGACCGCCACGGCUGCGCCUGCCGGCUGCAGGACCUCUUCAUCACCGGCAGGAACGUCCGUUACGUCCACAUCCCCGACGAGGUGGACAUCCGGGCCACGAUCGAGCAGCAGCUGCAGCUCAUCCACCGCGUCCGCACCUUCGGCGACCGAGGCAAGGGCAGGACCGAGUUCCUUCGGCCGAAGCCAGCGGGCAAGUGACCUGUCCGGUGGCAGUCGGGCACGCGGAGAGCCGGUGCUGGAAAUCUGCUCGCUUCAGGAGAAAUGUGCCCGAGAAGACGCAUCGUUUUCUUGGUUAGUCCGGGGCUGCUUCCCUGCUCGGUGUGACCAAGCAGCUCCCAGACCAGUUCAAAGGGGAAUCGGAGGGUGACGUUCCUUUGUCAGAAUAUAAGCCACUGUCUACCAAUAAGAACAAUAUUUUCAGAGGCUUUUCUGUUAAUAUUCUCUCCCCACCAACCUCAAGAAUAAACUCGUAAGCUUUAAAAUUCAGACUGCCUGUUGAAGCAGGGAGGAGGUGGACGUCUUAUGAUCCCCCUGUUGAAGCGCUGUAUGGUGGAUGCCUUUGGAUUACAGUAAUUUCUAAUCAGACAGAAAUGGAAACUAAUUUUGCGCCUAAUGGGUUGGAUUUUCUGGAGUUUUUUCUAUUAGUUCGUUCUGAUUACAAAAUAAGCAAAGGAUGGUAAGCAAUGUCCCUCUUUUAUCUGCAGAAAACCCAGACACACAAAAAUGAAACAGCCCAGAAUUCCAGGGCCAGUUGUUCUUCACAUUACUUCCAAUCCCCUUUAUGGUCCCUGGCCUGUAAAAAAAACUGCCUAAAAAUAAUGAGGCUCUGUCAAUAAAACCAUGCCCUGUUCCUGCAUAUUUGAAGGCUGGAUUUAUGCAACACACUAGUUCUAGCAAAAAUGGAUUGCAGCGGGCGAUAGUAAUUAAGUAUGUUAUAGCAAUAUUAAUACUAUUAGGUCAUAAUUUGAUUUUGUUGGAAUGUUAUAUUUUGUUAACCUGAGUUAGGCUUUGUUGCAUUGUGUCCAUUAAACCACAGCAUGUCCUCUGGUAGUAGAUUGUUGCUUGCAAACUA
Molecule: messenger RNA, 1287 nt
Organism: Protobothrops mucrosquamatus (brown spotted pit viper)
Lineage: Eukaryota; Metazoa; Chordata; Lepidosauria; Squamata; Viperidae
Gene: LSM10
Product: LSM10, U7 small nuclear RNA associated
Exons: 1
Coding region: 36-413 (125 amino acids)
Biological process (GO): mRNA 3'-end processing by stem-loop binding and cleavage
Cellular component (GO): cytoplasmic U snRNP body; nuclear body
Molecular function (GO): U7 snRNA binding; histone pre-mRNA DCP binding
Source: RefSeq, a predicted model, not a curated record